This is a messenger RNA of Raphanus sativus (radish), 1556 nucleotides long. RefSeq names its product F-box/kelch-repeat protein At4g39560-like. Bases 168 to 1280 code for a protein of 370 amino acids. Gene Ontology annotation, molecular function: protein binding. The record is from RefSeq and is a predicted model, not a curated record. NCBI's taxonomy places the organism in Eukaryota, Viridiplantae, Streptophyta, Magnoliopsida, Brassicales, Brassicaceae. The transcript has a single exon.
UUACAAGUCAGACUUUUCCAGUUUUGGUGUUGUUUUUGGAUAAACUUGAUAAGGCAGUUCUUAAUUUCCUUUUUUUCCUUUUUUCCUCUUUACACGGUAAUUUAUAUAAGGCAGUUUCUCACCUCUCUUGUCUCACUUGUCAGUUGUCACCAAAGAAAAACAAAUCAAUGAAAAGAAGCUCGAGGAAGGAAAGGAAGAGGAGGAACAAGACGAAGGUGUGUGGGUUAUCGUCGUUGCCAGAUGAGUUGGUUUGGAACUGCCUGGCUAAAGUAUCGAGAUGGGACCUGGCGGCCUUCGGUAUGACCUCCAAGGCACACCGGUAUUUCGCAAUCUCUCCUUAUCUCUGGGACUGGAGAUGCCGGAUGGGUCGCCUGGAGCCAUCUUACUACAUGUGCUUGCACAUAUUUCCAGAACCCAUCCCACGGUGGUUCAUCCUCCACCCGGUUCAACGUCUGCUGAAACGAAUCGACUCGUACGCGUAUCAGUCUCCAGAAUCAGGAUCCUCUUUCGUGGUGGUGGCUUGGCGUAUAUUUAUCAUCGGUGGACUCGUAGACGGCAAACCCACAUCGGAAGUCGCGUUGUUCGAUUGUUUCGAGCAUAACUGGUACAAACUCCCGCCCAUGAAGAUGCCUCGUGCUUACGCCUCAGCAAGCAUGAUCGACAACAAGAUAUACGUGUUUGGAGGGUGCGACGGGGAUGACUCAAACUGGGCAGAGGUAUACGAUAUCGCCACCUGUACUUGGGAUUUCUUGUGUGUGCCAACUACUACUCGGCCAAAGAAUAUCAAACAAAGCGUGGUGAUAGACAAAAAGGAGGUUUACGCAGUGGAUGAGGAUGGUCAAAGCUUCUCCUUCUCCCCAAGCAAACUGUUUGUGUCAUGCGGCGUAAAAACAGAUUCUAAAGACGACUGGUGUUUGAUUAGAGGAUUCUUAUUUUCCCCUGGUCCCCGCGGGACAAUACUGUGGUGUUUGCCACACGAGUUGGAUUGGAAGGAAGUCAAGGGUUUGGAAGAGCUGCAAAAACAACAACCACAUCUGGCUGAAUACGGUAUCACCAAACUCUCCACAACCUAUGCAAAUUCCUACCUUGUCAUCUUCUGGAACGCCCAGCCUCAAGGUGCUGAUAGUUUGGAGCUUUGGUCCGCCCACAUUUCCCUCGGUAAAUUUGGACCAGAGGUUUGGGGAAAGAUUGAGUGGUCCGGUUCUGUCUACAAACUCGACUACCCUCUCACAGACUCAAAUAGAGUUAAGGUCGUGUUUGCUGGUACUGCCUUUACCUGAUGAUCAUGUUCUUACUCCCUUGUUUCAAAACUAUAUAUUUAUUAUUGAUACCAUCUCUGACUCAUUGACCAGGGAUCUAAGUUGUUUUUUUCUUUUAAUUUAUAUAUUUUGCAACUGAGUCAGAAGCAAGAUACAUAUCUAUUCUGCUCGUCCCGUUUGUUUGUCAAAGUGUUUUUAGAUUCAAAGAUAACAUAGAUUGCAAGAUGUUGCUGAUAUUUUCAUUUCACAUGCGUGAUUGUUAAAGUCGUUUCAACUUUGGUAUUAUAGAAUGAUGAA